Molecule: messenger RNA, 1869 nt
Organism: Octopus sinensis (East Asian common octopus)
Lineage: Eukaryota; Metazoa; Mollusca; Cephalopoda; Octopoda; Octopodidae
Product: transcription activator MSS11
Exons: 8
Coding region: 1-1740 (579 amino acids)
Biological process (GO): regulation of transcription by RNA polymerase II
Cellular component (GO): nucleus
Molecular function (GO): protein dimerization activity; DNA-binding transcription factor activity, RNA polymerase II-specific; RNA polymerase II cis-regulatory region sequence-specific DNA binding
Source: RefSeq, a predicted model, not a curated record
AUGGAGACCAAUGAGGAGGGCAGCAGCACAACUAGCAAUGAGGAUGAGGAAGAGGAUUUCUUCAGCAACAUCACUCGGUUCCGGGAGAGCAGGAGCCACAGGUCACUGAAAUCCAAGGUGCAGAACUUGGUGAUGACCUGGCUGGAGGCCGUCUCGGAGGAGGUCCUGACGGAAGUCGCCCUUUUGGGACAGAUUAAAAGAGAUAAUACAAUGUUCACUCAAUAUUGUAAUAUCUGUAAUAAUUGUGAAGUGAUUGUUUGCAGUGCUCAGGUGCCAUACAACACAUCAGAAAAGAUGAUUCUGUCUAACACUGACUCUUUAUCUUCCCCCACACCGUCACCAGAACCUAAGAAUGGUAAGAAACCUGGACGACAAACGAACCCACUUCCUCGCCAUAAAAGAGUCUCUCAUAUCAAUGCCGAACACAGGAGGAGGAAUAAAAUCCAGAGAGGCUUUGAAACUCUGCGCCAACUUGUGCCUGCCCUCCAAGAGAACCCUUCAACCAAAGACAGUAAGGCCUCAAUGCUUUUUAAAGCGUCGGAACACUGUCGACAACUUCAGGCCGAAUCUAAGGCCCAGAGAGAUGAGGCAUGUGCCCUGCGGCAACAGUUAGGUGCCUUGACUGACGAGAUUCAAAAACUGCAGUUGCAACUCCCCGAUUCUGGGGUGGAUCGGGUGAGCUACCCUAAAACCGAUUUGAGGAACUUGUUUCAAGAAUAUGUUGAGAAUCGAACCAAACAGAACUGGAAGUUUUGGAUUUUCAGUUUUUUCAUCAAGCCAUUGUUCAACUCCUUCAACAAGAUGGUGGUGACCAAAACAACGCAGAGUUUUUUAGAAAGUUUACAUUGUUGGCAGGAAGAAUUUCUUUCAUUGACCAAUUUGAGACAGGGUUUCUUGAAGGCCUUCAGGCAGAUUAGUAUUAAAACUUCGAUAAUGCACGACCCAGAGAAGCUUCCGGAAGAAUCCCAGAAUGGAGUCAGCUUAUUAUUUGCCUCUGAUGAUGGAAGUGACAGCCCGGUCCCUGCUCCUUCGCCCAGUUCGUUAUCAUCUCGUGUCAACCACAGUGGAUCGUUAACCUCCUUAUCCAUUGACACCACCACCCCGACAACACUUUCUUUCCCUUCUUCAUUAUCUUCAUCUACGUCAUCCCUGUCGCCCUUGUCAUCAUCCACCUGUUAUACGGGCUCAUCUGCCUCAUCCACUUGCUCAACCUCUUCAUCUUCCUCUGCCUCCUCUUAUAAUCUCGUUCCACCAGCAACCCUGGAGAGCAGCAUAUCACCGACGCCACCCUUACCCGAUCUCCCAGCACUGACGGAGCCUCUUAAUACUUUGUUAUUUAAUGGUAACAUAGCCGCUGCCGCUGCUGCUGCUGCUGCCGCUGCUACUUGUAAUACUGAUCCAAGGACUAUUUGCAACUACAGUACAGCUAGUAACAAUAACAACACGGCACUCAGUGCUGCCCAAUUCAACUUGGAUGAGUUACCGUUUCUAAAGAAAUGCCUAUAUAACUACAACAACAACAACAACAACAACAACAGCAGCAACAGCAGCAGCCAACAACAGCAGCAGUUGUCUGCAGACUUGUUGUAUCCGUUGGACUCUAGCUUUGUCACAGACGGCCACAGUUCUGCUGACUGGGAAGAAAGUACUUUCUUAUUAAUGCGUGAACACAUUGAGGGUUGUUUACCGUCUCUCAGUCCGUGUCCCUCUUUGCAACCAAACGUCUAUGAUCUGAUAUGAUUAACCCCCAUCGUGUAUUGGACUCCAAAUGUGGCCACCUUCAUUGAAGCCAAUCUUUGUAAUAUUUUGUGUCUUUGUGUGUGAGUUUGUUAAUGAAUCUUAAAGAAAUGAAGUUGAAUUAAUCAUUGA